Messenger RNA from Leishmania braziliensis MHOM/BR/75/M2904, 1227 nucleotides. Its product is annotated as putative ADP-ribosylation factor GTPase activating protein 1. The coding region runs from base 1 to 1227 and encodes 408 amino acids. The record is from RefSeq and is a predicted model, not a curated record. Lineage: Eukaryota; Euglenozoa; Kinetoplastea; Trypanosomatida; Trypanosomatidae. Gene Ontology annotation, molecular function: GTPase activator activity. The transcript has a single exon. Gene Ontology annotation, biological process: COPI coating of Golgi vesicle.
AUGACGAACCACACCUACGUCAGCCCCGAGGAUGAGCGGGCAUUUAUGGCCAUUCUGGCCAAGGACCCCGAGUGCAGCCGGUGCUUCGAGUGCGGAGCACCCUCUCCGCAGUGGUGCGACGUCAUGCACGGUACCUUCAUUUGCUUAAACUGUAGUGGUCAGCACCGCGGCCUCGGCGUGCACCUUUCUUUUGUCCGUAGCUCUACGAUGGACGGCUGGAUGAACUGGAAACCGGAGAAGCUGCGUCAGAUGGAACUCGGCGGCAACCGCCGUGCGCGGCUGUACUUUGAGGCGCACAACGUCCCCAAAGCUCCUUUCAGGAAUCGCUACGAGUCGCUCCCAGCCCUCCGCUACGCCGACAUGCUUGAGUCCGAGGCUCUUGACAAGCCCUUCAGCGAGGCAGCCUGGCAGCCACCAGCGUGGUACGCGCGCCUCAAGGCUGCGGCGAGUCCUUCAGAGGGGUCCCCGACGUCAGCAUACCCACAGACGAAUCCGACCCGCUUUGCUGGUCAUGGGUCGAAUGGGCAGCCGCAUGCGAUGUCCGGCAACAGCGGUGGCGGCAGUGAGUGGUACUCGGCGCUGUACAGCGGCUGGAGCACUGUGUCGCAAAAGGCAACCGAAUUAGCGCAACAUGCCACCAAGGCAGUUCAGAGCGCGGACGUGGAGGGAGUACGCACCUCCUUGGCGCAGCGAUGGGCUGGCGUCUCGGCCACAGUGUCCACUUACGCCACCGACCUGCAGCAGCGAAUGGCAGAGAGUGGCAGGGAUAUGAACGUCCCCGGUGGUGACGAAGACGAUGGUCUAGCCCACAUGCUUCACAACGUGCGGCAGGUGCAGACGGAAAACGGUGUAGACAACACUCCUGGUGGCCAAUCGCGAUACGGCCCCGUUGAAAGUAGCAGCAGCAGCAGCUACGGCCCUGGCUCUCGCGCCUCGGUGCAAGCGAGGCCAAUCGGUCCCACGUCACCAGAGUCCUCCAAAGUAUACCAGGGGCGCAUACUGAUGCAGAGUGCGUGUGAGAGCGCGCCAACGGCGAGCGUGGCUUCCUCCAUGUCUCCUGGUUGGGGAUCACCAGCUCGCCUCAACCAUAACGUCACCCUUCCUCCCACAGAACUGAAGGCAAACCGCCCGGUGAACCCGCUCGGUGGUGAUGAUGGCAGUGCCCCCUCUGCUGCUCCGCAGUUGCCAGCGAAGGACAACUGCUCCUGGGAGGACGAGAAUUUCUAG